Zea mays is the source of this 2476-nucleotide messenger RNA. Its product is annotated as Calmodulin-binding protein 60 G. The transcript has 8 exons. Gene Ontology annotation, molecular function: DNA-binding transcription factor activity; calmodulin binding; sequence-specific DNA binding. Gene Ontology annotation, cellular component: nucleus. The record is from RefSeq and is a predicted model, not a curated record. Gene Ontology annotation, biological process: regulation of salicylic acid biosynthetic process. Bases 395 to 1915 code for a protein of 506 amino acids. Lineage: Eukaryota; Viridiplantae; Streptophyta; Magnoliopsida; Poales; Poaceae.
CCGACCCCUCCCCCCCUCCCGCACGGGCACGGCCAUGCCCAUUCCGACACAGCUAGCUGAUAAUAUAGCUCCGCGCCUCCGCCCCCCGCGCUUUGCCGCUUUCCGGCCUGACAAAAUCCCGCGCCCUUUCUGCAGGCGUACGUCGGCACUGAAAGAAAGGAGGAGCCGAGGAGGAGGAGGAGGACGGGAAAGCCGAAAGGAGCUAUCCCUCCCUCCGGCCCCGGUGGACGGGCGAGGCGAGCCCUGCCCGCCUCGGAAUCUUGGCAUUUCUAGGGAUUCUGUCAUUCAUCCUGGUGUGUGGUGAGGUGAAUUCGAGUGAGCCAAGUGGUCUCGACUCUCGACUCUCUCGAGUGAGUGAGUGAUCGCCGCCUCGGCUUGCACGUGGCCACUCUCAAUGGACCUGAAGAGGACGCUUGACGUGGAGGAGGAGGUGGUGGACGGCGACGAGGACGAGCUCGCCUGCUGUCCCGACGCCAAGCGCCGCCGGACGUUCGUCGAUAGCUCGAUGCAGGAGGCCAUUGGCGCGCAGUACAUGCAGAGGCAUCUGCCCAAGCUGGAGCCAUUUCUGCGCAGAGUCGUGCAGGAGGAGGUGCACAAUGUUCUUAUCCGACACAUCGAUUCCGCACACAGGCUCCCGCUCCAGCUAAAGACAAGCAGCAAGCGGUACAAGCUGCAGUUCCAGGGAAACCUGCCGCAGACGCUUUUCACGGGCAACAGGGUGGAGGCGGAGAGCAAGCAGCCGCUCCGGCUAGUCCUGACCGACGCUACCACCGGCCAGACGGUCGCCUCCGGGCCCAUGUCCUCGAUGAAGGUCGAGCUCCUCGUCCUCGACGGCGACUUCAACGCCGACGAGCGGCUGGUGGAGCACAGCGAGAAGGAGUUCAGCGAGAGCGUCGUGUUCGAGAGGGAAGGCAAGAGGCCGCUCUUGUCCGGCGAGGUGGUGGUCGUGCUCGAGAAGGGCGCUGCCUCCAUCCGCGACAUCUCCUUCACGGAUAACUCCAGCUGGAUACGGAGCCGCAAGUUCAGGCUCGGCGCCAGGAUGUCCAGGGCUAGCUCCAUCGAAGAGCGGGUGCUGGAAGCCGUGAGCAACCCGUUCCUAGUGAAGGAUCACCGUGGAGAAGUGUACAAGAAGCACCAUCCACCUGCAUUAGCCGACGACGUGUGGCGUCUGGAGAAGAUCGGGAAAGACGGCGUGUUCCACAAGAAGCUGGCGGACUUCGGAAUCCACACUGUUCAAGACUUCCUCAGGAACCUGGUGAUGGAUCAGUACGGACUGCGCAGCUUGCUUGGCAGCGGCAUGUCGAACAAGAUGUGGGAGUCCACGGUGGAGCACGCCCGGGAGUGCGUGCUGGACGACAGGCUCUACUCCUACUGCAGCGGGCACGGGACCGUCCUCCUGUUCAACUGCGUCUACGAAGUCGUCGGCGUGCUCGUCGGGGGCCACUGCUUCACCUUGAGCGCUCUCACCCCGACACAGAAGGCGCUGGUUGGGCAGCUGCAGCAGGACGCGUACAAGUUCCCGGACCGCAUAGCCGAGUUCAAGGUGCAGUCGCAGAGCGCCGGCGUGGAGCAGCCACCCGCCGCGGUCGAGUCCCCGCCGUCCGUGCCCGGGGCGCAGGUGCUCGGCCUCCCGCACGGUGUCGUCCAGGUCCAGCCCUCAGCAGGCGCGCCGAGUGCCCAUGACCUGCUGCUGAGCCCGCGGCUCCUCCAGCACCAGCAGCAGCCGCUCAGCGAGGCGGCCCUGGAGGACGUGCUGCAGUCGGCCAGCGCCGCGCACCAGCUCGACGCCGCCGAGCCUUGGUUCCCUUCGUUUGGGGCGGGCGGGUUCGAUGCGCGGGACCCGUUCGACGUGCAGUUCGGCGGCGGGUCGCAGCCGUGCGGGCUGCUGCUCUCCAGCACCGGCGCCAGGUUGUGACUUGCGAGGGACGUACGUACGCCUCUCGCCGGGCACGCUGUCUUUUCCAUGUGGUCCGUGGCGUCGUCGCGCGGAACGAGAGAGGACCCGGCCGGGCAACCGGCGCCGGCGUUUUCGGUUGGAUAUAUGACGAAAUCUGCAGGCCGCAGCGGAGCAUGCAUGGGUCGGGUCGGUGCACUGACUGAUUUUCUGUCUGUCCGCUAACAGUCACAGGUCGGUGCUGUUUGUCUGAGGAUGCCUGUGUUGCCCAGAGGAAAGGCAAAGCUGGUGCAGAGAGAAGAUACAGUACAGUGGUGACUGGUAGUGCAGCUGGUGGUAGGAUCAGAUGUCAUCUUUUGUCAUUUUGGCAUGUAACGUGAGUGAUGAGUAAUGAGAAGAGCACAGUUCUGGCCGUUCACCAGAGACUCCCUUCCCAUGUCUGUAAAAGCAUAGAAGCGUGCCUUUUGUUUUCUCCCUUUUCUUUUGCUUGUUCAUCGUAAAGAUAUUGUACGUAGUGCUUGGUAUUACACACUUCUCUUCGGUUUGUACAAGCUCGUUUGCAUCAACCACGGUUAAAAUGAA